UAGUUUUUGUGAAGUCACGGUAGUCCUUUAGUAGAUCUAAUAAAUGACAGUAGUUGUAACAUCCAAAAAAUAACUUCUUGUCAACAUCAUCACAUACCUAACUUUUUAAUCGUUUGAAUUUUAUCUUAUCGUUUCAGUAAAUAAAAGAAAACAUGUCUUCGCCUCAAACUCACGUUUACAAAGUCGCGAUGACUUGUGAGGGGUGUUCAGGAGCAGUGGAAAGGGUACUUAAUAAAUUAAAAGAUAAAGGAGUAGAAGAUGUCAAUAUUGAUUUACCUGGGCAACAGGUAAAGGUGAAAACAUCACUAUCAUCACAAGAAAUCUUGGAUGUCAUUAAAAAAACCGGAAAAGAGACUGAAUUUAUUCAAACUUUGUAAAAUUAAAACAUUCUUUAAUGCAGCUUAUUUGGGAAAAUUAAAAAUUGAUUAAAUUGGAUUGUAUUAUUAUUAUUUAAUAAAAUUUAUGUUGUUAAAA
This is a messenger RNA of Tribolium madens (black flour beetle), 474 nucleotides long. RefSeq names its product copper transport protein ATX1 (gene Atox1). Gene Ontology annotation, biological process: copper ion transport. Lineage: Eukaryota; Metazoa; Arthropoda; Insecta; Coleoptera; Tenebrionidae. The record is from RefSeq and is a predicted model, not a curated record. The transcript is spliced from 3 exons. Gene Ontology annotation, cellular component: cytosol. The coding region runs from base 153 to 377 and encodes 74 amino acids. Gene Ontology annotation, molecular function: copper chaperone activity; metal ion binding.